Molecule: messenger RNA, 951 nt
Organism: Plasmodium falciparum 3D7
Lineage: Eukaryota; Apicomplexa; Aconoidasida; Haemosporida; Plasmodiidae
Product: rifin
Exons: 2
Coding region: 1-951 (316 amino acids)
Source: RefSeq, a predicted model, not a curated record
AUGAAAAUGCAUUACUCUGAAAUAUUAUUUUUUUCACUUUCAUUAAAUAUAUUGAUAACAUCAUCAUAUGCGCAUAGUGAGAAUAAACAAUACAUUACACCAUAUACACCAAAUACUUCAUCACGAGUGUUAACCGAAUGUGACAUUAAAAUGUCAAUUUAUGAUAAUGAUGGGGAUAUGAAAUCUGUGAAGGAAAAUUUCGAUCGACAAACGUCAGAACGAUUUGAAGAAUACGACGAACGUAUGAAAGAUAAACGCCGAAAAUGUAAAGAACAAUGUGACAAAGAUAUACAAGAAAUUAUUGUAAAAGAUAAAAUGGAAAAAUCAUUAGCAAAAAAAGUGGAAAAAGGUUGUCUUAGGUGUGGGUGUGGUUUAGGAGGUGUUGCAGCAAGUGUUGGAAUAAUUGGUCCAAUUGCUGUAAAUGAAGUGAAAAAAGCUGCUUUGGUUGCUGCAGCUCAAAAGGGUAUUGAGGUAGGCAUGGCUAAAGCCAUUGAAGAAUUAGGAAAAAUAGUAGGGUUAAGUGAUUUUUCUUAUUUAAAUUGGUCUGCAAUGAUUACUGCAACAACUUAUUAUAAACCAAUGAAACUUGUAAACAUUGUUAACUCUGCAAACAGUAUGUGUACUGAUUCUAAUCCUGCUUUUACGUCUUUAUUUUGCAAAGCCUCAUAUAGAAUAAAUUCUGAAGUUUCAAGUUCUAGAUUUACAGAAGUAAUUUCUCAAGAGGCUGCAAAAGCUGCAAGUGCAGCCGGUGAAGCUGCUAAAAAUGCUGAAAAAGCCCAAAUAGCCUUGGUAAAUGAAGAAAGUGCACAUUUGUACAGUGCAAUUGGUUACUCCGUCAUUGCCAUAUUGAUUAUAUUAUUGGUUAUGGUAAUUAUUUAUUUAAUUUUACGUUAUCGUAGAAAAAAAAAAAUGAAUAAAAAACUACAAUACACAAAAUUAUUAAAUCAAUAA